GCAGUGGCAACAUCGAAGCUCCCUCUGAGAGAUAUAGUAGAAAAUUCGCCGAAAAUAAACAAUACUAUAUCUUAUCGGCAAUGCCACUGACAUGUCAUCGUUUGCUGCUGCCGCUGCUCCUGUUCGCUUGUCAACUGCUGGCUGAAAUUCCGCAGUGCUUUCACUUCACCUGGAUAGGUGCCUACUCGAAUCACUCGAACAUUCUCACGGAGACCUGCGAGUCCCGCGUGGGUGACUUCAAUGAGAUACCCUGCGCGGAGCCGCUGGUUGUGACACUUGACGACACAGUGCCGGAUGUGAAGGCGCUGUGGCAAAACAACACCGAGAAUCGCGAGAACUUUCUGUGCCAAAUGUCGCCGGGUCGGUCAUGCGUGAAAUACUCGUACAUCUUCAAGGGCGGAUUUCAAAACAUCACGUACAUGUGCGCCAAUGUGAACAGCACCAACGGAUGCUAUCGACAGACCCACGCAACUGGCAUGGUUGUGGAGGCAUGUGUCUGCACCUCCCGCGUGGGCCUGAUACCCUGUAAUGGCUGCUCGAAGUCGCAAAGUGCGGUGGUGGGCUGGGCUCUUUGUUUGCUCGGCCUUUAUCAAUGGCUGUAUAAAUAUCGAAUAGUUUGAACUGCAAAUACACACGGUUUUGCCUUUAUGUAAUGUGACAUUUCCGCUUUUCGCGUUUGAUUUUGACAAGUUUUUGCGCAAUUUAUGUGCACUCUUUUGUAGGCCAUCUAUUUUCGGUUCGGUUUUUUACUGCCGUUGUUUUUUACGCCCCAUCGAUGUGGCCAAAUAAACUGCCAUAAUUUAUUAGCUCGGCCAUUAAUCAAUUGCAAGUUGAUGAUGACAAUGACGUCCGCUGUGCAAAGUGCAUUUCAGUGUAGGAAUUUUGUUAAAUAAAUAAACGAAAUGCUGUACAUAAAUCAA
This is a messenger RNA of Drosophila teissieri, 920 nucleotides long. RefSeq lists its product as uncharacterized. NCBI's taxonomy places the organism in Eukaryota, Metazoa, Arthropoda, Insecta, Diptera, Drosophilidae. Bases 81 to 620 code for a protein of 179 amino acids. The transcript has 4 exons. The record is from RefSeq and is a predicted model, not a curated record.